This is a messenger RNA of Cheilinus undulatus (humphead wrasse), 2534 nucleotides long. RefSeq lists its product as uncharacterized. The transcript is spliced from 6 exons. The record is from RefSeq and is a predicted model, not a curated record. Lineage: Eukaryota; Metazoa; Chordata; Actinopteri; Labriformes; Labridae. Bases 68 to 2479 code for a protein of 803 amino acids.
CUGGAGGAAGCAGCGGCAUCGGUGGUUUUCUUAGGAAGCAAGGCGGCUGUCCUCUGUUGCUGUGACGAUGGGGUGCUGGCUCUCUGGACCGUGGAUGGGAGACCAAACGCUUAAUGGGCGGAGCCUUGCACACCUGAGCCAGCGUGAUGCUCUGAGGAUCCUGGCAGCAAAUCAGCGUCCAAUCACACUGCAGAUCAAAGGUCAGCGGGGGUCUGAGGCAGACAGGGCAGCCUGGGAGACCCUGCCCCUCAACCUGCAGCAUCUCAACCUGCCACACCCACCAAUAGGGGCAGGGCUAAAUGCAUCCAGCCCCACCUACCAGGACAGACAUUUUUAUGGCCACUUGCCUCUGCCACAAGAUCCCUGUGAAGGAGGACGGUACGGCUACCUGUCCAGCUCCCCACGAGACACUGUGGACAUCAUCCACCAGCAGGAUCCAGAGCUGGCUGGUCGUGGACCAAAGGGACAGAACUGCCUUAUGGGUUGCUGCAAUACAAAUCUAGAGGAACCUAAUGGCUUCCACAGUCAGACGGACGAUGAGGAUUUCAUGCUUGAGAAGCCUCUGGGCUUCCUGCCCCUCCAUCAUGAGCUGGACAGCGGUCUGGGCUGGACUGAUGGCUCCCUCCACCAGGGGGACCUCUCAGGACUUGAGACUGAAGAAGGAGGCCUGGAGGAUUGUCAUUCUCACGGAGCCCUUGCCCCAGGAGGUUGUGGGGGCUUUGGAGGCGGCUCUCCAUCCUCUGAGUCUUUUAUUUCGUCUGAGCUCAGCGACUCUGGUUUCUACAGCGUGAGCACCGGGGAGUUCAGGCACUUCCAGAGGCUGCUGGAGAAGCGAAUGCGGCUGUACAACGCAAGGCUGCAACAUCAGGGCGAACCCUGUGAGAGGAGAGAGCGAAGGGACAGCUGUCCUAAGAGCCACCGCGAGCUGCUGGAGGCUAUCCCUGAGGCGCUCACCAUGCAGCCUCAGUGUCAGCGCCUGCAGCUCGGGAUGGAGGAGGCUGCUGAACCUGUCAUGGACCUCCCACCUCGAGGACUUUUCAGGGUUUCAUCGGUCCAGUUCCAUAAAGCUGAUCGCCCCUGUCUGAACCGUCACAGUUCCAGCAGUGGCGCCCUCUUCAACCCCUCCCAUGCUGCGGUCUCAAGAAUGACUGCCCCAGUCCUCUCCACUUGCAGUACUCCUUCAAGCCAUCGGAGACCAUUCGUUCCCAUGCAGCCACACCACCAACCGUCCAGUUCAAUGGGCAUGCUAAGGAGAAGCCGAACACUUCACCAUCGCCCCCCUCCUCAGGAGUAUCGUCGCAGAGCCAGCCACCCAGCUUCCCCCUCCUACUGUGCAGCAACCAUGCACCACUGUGGAGGUGUUGCACCAUGCAACGCCCUGCCGCUGGGCCUACCUGAGGAAGGUGAGCUAAAUACAGGUAUGAUGGCUUCUCAGCCAGCUAACUUGGCUAUCUCUCCCCAACAACACCCUACUGCUCUGGGGCAUAACAGGGGCGCCAACAACCAUGAGAGAUGCUUUGACAACAAGCAAACCAGUCAGAUUCCUCAUCAUGACUACUGGCACUCACAAGAAAGACGCCUGAUCCCUGAACCUUUAGUGACAGAACGGGACAGAGAAAUAGAGAGGGAGCUGGAACAGAAAAGGCAAAUGCAAAAGGAGCAGGAGAUGGAGAUGGAGAGAGAGGCUCAGAUUCAGGAGGAGAUGGACCGGGAGAGGCAGCUGGAGCUGGAGAGGAGCAUAGCCAGAGAGCAGCAGCACCUGCAGAGCAUGGUCCAUUCUUCUCAGUCUGUAGAUGUCAAUGACACCUGGCCCAAACCUGCAACCCGCCAGUCCCAAGGGGGGCCAGGAGGCAGAGGUCUCUACAGCACCCUGGAAGGCCACACAGGGGUUAACUGUGCUGCUGGUUGGGAUGCAAAGAAAGGACACACAAAUGCAAUUUCAAACCCCAAUCCCAGUUCUGGUCUGCAGCCUAAAAAUGACCUAAGCUCCAAACCCAACGCAAACACAAGGAUCUCCAGAAGCCAACUCCUGAGGGACAGGGCGUCCCAGUUGGCGGAUGAACGCAGCGGGAUGAGCACAGACGAGGAGACCAACACUGACAUGCUGAUGGGUCGAUACUGGAGUCGGACGGAAAGGAGGGAACACUUCCUGUUGGCCCGUGAGCAGAGGCAGCAGCAGCUUCAAGCUAGAGGACUGUCUGUACGGGAGUCCAUCAGCAGAGGAGGAGCCAUCACAGGAGGUGGAGGAGCUUCUGUUGGAGAUGCAGGUGUGCAGGACAGCAGAAUGGGCGGAGCUUUUACAGAUGGGCGUUGCAACACUGUCCUGGAGCUGAGUCAGAGGAAGCUGAGUCGUCUGAGGAACAGGAAGCUGUUUGAUGACUGGACAACAGUAGAGGAGCUCCUGACUCAUGGGACCAGGCUGGAUAACCAUGAGGACAUGCUGUGUCCCAGCUCCCUGCUGACAGUCACCACUGUCUAACUGCAUGGACACCACUUUAACAGUAACUCUGUGUGCAAGUUUGAGUGAUGUUCAG